Messenger RNA from Fonticula alba, 1845 nucleotides. RefSeq lists its product as hypothetical. The transcript has 3 exons. Gene Ontology annotation, molecular function: zinc ion binding; metalloendopeptidase activity. Bases 1 to 1845 code for a protein of 614 amino acids. The record is from RefSeq and is a predicted model, not a curated record. Lineage: Eukaryota; Rotosphaerida; Fonticulaceae.
AUGCUGCACUUUCUCCCGAAAAUCCCCCCUCCGGCCCUGUUCACCUCCACUGAUGCUGGCCCCACCCAAAGCCCCAUACUAACCGCCGGGGCCGCGAUGAAUACCGGCGUCCAGGACUUUGUGACCCGCCGCUUCGGCCGCCACGUCCAGUACCGCGUGGCCAACGACUACACCUCCAAGAAUGGCGUCCGCCAUGUGUACCUGCGCCAGACCAUCAACGGCGUGCCCAUCCUCAAUGGCGAUGUCAACAUCAACAUCGACGCCAAUGGCAAUGUCCUGAACAUCGGCUCCACCUUCGUCCGCCGGUCGGAGCUGCUGGAGCGCGCCGAGGCGGCCCUGGCCCGUGGCAUUGACGGCCAGCGCCUGUCCCCGGCUCAGGCGGUCCUGCGCCUGGCCAGCUAUCUGGGCAUCGGCUUGGAGCAGGGGAGCCUUGUGCCGGUUGCCUACGCCUCGGCCGACUUCGACGCCGAGGAGGAGCCCGCCCGGCCGGUGGCCCUCUUCGAAGGGGACAACCUGUCGCUGAACCACAUCGAGGUGCGCGUGGCCUUCGUCCAGACGGAAACCCGCGGCCUGGAGCUGGUGUACCACAUGAACAUCGAGCAGGAUGACGAUUGGCUGGAUGUCGGUGUGUCGGCCACCACCGGCGAGGUGGUCUUCGCGGUGAACUGGGUCAGCCGGUCCGGCAACUACCGGGUCUACCCGCCCGGUGUCAAUGACCCGCAUGAUGGCGACCGCGAGCUGGUGAGGAACCCGCACAAGCUGUCCACCGGGUCGCCCCUCGGCUGGCACACCAUGGACGCGGACAACACCUUCACCGACACGCGCGGCAACAAUGUCUACGCCCAGGAGAGCCUCACCGGCCGGCAGAUUGGCUGGAAGAACAACUACCGCCCGAGCGGCGGGUCGGACUUGGUCUUCGACUUCCCGAUCGACUUCACCAAGGAGCCGGUGGAGAGCCUGGACGCCGCGGUGACCAACCUCUUCUACUGGAACAACAUCAUGCAUGACAUCUUCUAUGAGUAUGGCUUCGACGAGGUGUCCGGCAACUUCCAGGAGAACAACUUCCGCAAGGGCGGCCUCGGCAAUGACGCCGUCCAGGCCAAUGCCCAGGAUGGCACCACCUACAACAACGCCAACUUCGCCACCCCGCCGGAUGGCCAGCGCCCGAAGAUGCGCAUGUACAUCUGGAACCAGGAGACCCCCAUGAUCGAUGGGGAUUAUGACAAUGGCCUCAUUGUCCACGAGUAUUCCCAUGGGAUUUCCAAUCGCCUGUGCGGCGGUCCGGCCAACUCCAACUGCAUGUCCUCGGCCCAGGCCUCCGGCCAGGGCGAGGGCAUCGGCGACUGCCUUUCCCUGAUCCUCCGCUGGCGCCGGGAGUAUGGCCGGGACGAUUCCUUCGGCAUGGCAGAGUAUGCGGCCAGCCGGAACAUUCGCAAUUACCCGUACACCGACGAUAUGGAACUCAAUCCCCAGACCUUCGGAUACCUCAACAAAUCGCAGUACUCUCGUCACCAUGCCAAGGGCGAGGUCUGGUGCACCAUGCUCAUGGACGCCUAUCGCAACAUGCUCGACGAGUUCCCCUGGGACGCGGAUCUGUACAAGGGCGAUGGCGCCAACAACCGCUUCAUGCAGAAUCUGGUGGAUGGCCUCAAGAUCCAGCCCUGCAACCCGACCUUCACCGAGGCUCGUGAUGCCAUCCUCCUGGCGGACCAGGUGAACUACAACGGUGCCAACACCUGUGCCUACUGGCGGGGCUUCGCUCGCCGCGGUCUCGGCCAGAAUGCCACCGCCCCGGAGACUGGCCCCGUCACCGAGGACUUCACCGUGCCUCUGGAGUGUCUGUAG